Pectinophora gossypiella (pink bollworm) is the source of this 2148-nucleotide messenger RNA. Its product is annotated as SCAN domain-containing protein 3-like. The transcript has 2 exons. Bases 189 to 1991 code for a protein of 600 amino acids. The record is from RefSeq and is a predicted model, not a curated record. Gene Ontology annotation, molecular function: protein dimerization activity. NCBI's taxonomy places the organism in Eukaryota, Metazoa, Arthropoda, Insecta, Lepidoptera, Gelechiidae.
UCGUCAUUCGUCACUUGUAAUUCGACGAUGUAAUAAGCGGUAGGAAUUUAUAACGUGGCCUUGAGAGAGUGACGAGUACCUACUGUACUUGAUUUAAUUUUUAAGUGAGGAAACAAAACGCAAAUAUCCUUAGUCUACGAAUUAGUUAUAGUAAAUUACUACAGAUAUAAACACUACGUAGUAGAAAAAUGCCACCUAAACGAAAAUAUGACGACGACUAUAUUAAGCUGGGUUUUACUUCAAUAGAAAUUAAUGGAGAGCUUAGACCGCAAUGCGUUUUAUGUGCAACUGUUCUUGCUAACGACGCUUUAAAACCGGCAAAGUUGGAACGUCAUUUGAAAACCGUGCAUCCGAAGUUUUGUAACCGUUCGCGAGAAUUCUUUGAAGGCAAACUAACAAAUCUUAAAAAAAUGAAACUUGGACCCAGUGGAACAAGUUAUGCAACAUCUGAAAAAACAUUAUCAGCGUCAUUUGAAGUUUCAAAAUUGAUUGCCAAAUCGAAAAAAGCACACACAAUUGGCGAAUCUUUAAUAAAGCCCUGUAUGCUCAAAGUUGCAGAAGAGAUUUUAGGCGCGGAAGCUCAAAAGAAAAUUCGUGAAAUACCGCUUUCUAAUGACACAGUUAAGUCGCGCAUUCAAAAAAUGUCAACUGAUAUUGAAGACCAAGUUAUUGGCAAGAUUAAAAACAGCCCUUAUUUUGCAUUACAAUGUGAUGAGUCUACCGAUGUUUCGCAAUGCUGUCAAUUACUUGUAUUUAUUCGAUUUUUGGAGGACAAUACAAUGUUUAAAGAAGAGUUAUUAUUUUCUCAAGAACUUAAAACGACGUCGCAAGGUGCAGAUGUUAUGAAUGCAAUAAGUCAAUACAUGGAGGAACAUGGACUUAUGUGGGAAAGGCUUGCCGGGUUUUGUACUGACGGUGCUCCUGCUAUGCUUGGUACUCGCUCUGGUCUUGCAGCAUUGAUAAAAACCAAAAAUCCAUCCGCAAUUACGACACACUGCGUUAUUCACCGUCAAGCAUUGGCUGCUAAAACGCUCCCGGAAUGUUUUACUAUGGCUCUGAAAACAGCUAUAAAAGUAGUUAACUUCAUUAAAAAGAGCGCACUCAAUACUCGUCUAUUCAAACAGUUGUGUUCUGACAUGAACUCUGAACACGAAACUCUGCUUUUCCAUACAGAAGUUCGUUGGCUUUCGAAAGGAAACAUGCUGUCGAGGUUAUACGAACUAAGAGACGAAGUAAAAAUAUUCUUAACUAACAAGGAAAACAAAGAGUUGCUAGAUCAGUUCUGUGACCCCGAAUUUAUAAUACGUUUUGCUUAUUUGGUCGACUUUUUUGCGCAAAUAAAUAAAUUGAACCUUCAACUGCAAGGAUCAGGAAAUUUGAAGUUGCAAGGCAUGAGCAACAUAUUUGCAUAUGAAGAUAAAAUCAGGGCGUUUAUUGCUAAAAUCGAGCUAUGGAUCAAUAAGGUCGAAAGAAAAAACUUUUCUGCAUUUGAUACGCUGAACCAAAUUAUUGACGGACAAGGUGCAGAUAUUAAAGAAGAAAUUCAGAAGAACAUGAUGCUCCAUUUGUCUAAUUUAAAAAGUGAAUUCAAUCGCUAUUUUCCUGACUGCGAGGACAAAAGUAUUCAGAAACUGAUCCGGAAUCCUUUCAUUGUCAAUGUUUCCGAAGUCUCUGAUGAAAUUCAAGAAGAAGUGAUCGAAAUGCAACACGACACGAAUUUAAAAGAUACAUUCGAAUCAGGAAUAAAUCUUGAAGAUUAUUGGAGCCAAAAAGCAAUUUCUUUUCCACAGCUUCGAGACAUUGCUAUACGUUACCUAACUUUAUUUUCAUCGACGUAUCUAUGCGAGCAGGGGUUUUCGACGCUUCUGAUUAUUAAAAACAAGCAUCGAAAUCGGUUAGAUGCCUCUGCCGACAUGCGUUUAGCAUUGAGUAGCACUGAACCAAGAAUUCAGAAGUUAGUAAAGAGUAUGCAGUCACAAAAAUCACAUUAAAUUAAAAUCUGUAACUUUUAGAUUUUUUCCAAAUAAUAAACAAAUGAGUGCUAAUCAUAAAAUUGUGCUUGUUUUCUUUAUCAAACAACCCUUAAUUUAUGUAAACCAACUGGGUGGUCCCCGGCAAGACAAACAUUUGGUAAAAUGGUCCUUCAUG